CUCCAUAUAGCAGCAAUGGCCGAGGAGGUUUGUGCUAAAUUUAUACUACUCCAUUUUUUUUUCUUUCUUUUCUGUGGCUGUUAUACCUCUCUCUCUCUCUCUCUUGAUGAAAAUUAAGGAUAUAUAUAUGUAUAUAUAGUUAUGUGUUUUGGUUUGAUGCAUAUAUAUGGCACCCUAAUUUUAAUUUGCUCAUAAUUAAUCCUUUUUCUGAAAUUAAAUUCCUUGUCUAAUAAUGAUGCUGCAUGGCAUAUAUAUAUAUAUAUAUAUACACACUUUUGCAGGUGACAACAAUGGUGCUGAAUGUAGUGGAUCUACAGUGCUCAAAAUGCUACAAAAAGAUCAAAAAACUUCUCUGCAAAUUUCCUGAAAUACGAGAUCAGGAGUAUGAUGAGAAGGCAAACAAGGUGACAAUUAAGGUGGUGAGCUGCUCGCCGGAGAAGAUGAGGGACAAGUUAUGCUGCAAGGGUUGUGGAUGCAUCAAGAGCAUUGAGAUCAAAGAGCCGACUCCGCCUCCGCCUCCGCCUCCUCCUCCGACUCCGCCUAAGGAAAAGCAUGUGGAAGUAUCUGUAGAUCUGCAAGUCCAGGGGUUUUGUUAUUGUAAAUGCUGUAGCGGAUGGCCUUGGGCCCUAUGUUACUGUGGCUGUCAUGUCCAAUGCGUUGUUAAGACAAGUGACAACAAUGGUGCUGAAUGUAGUGGACCUACAGUGCUCAAAAUGCUACAAAAAGAUCAAGAAACUUCUCUGCAAAUUUCCUGGCGUUUUGUUAUUGUAAAUGCUGUAGCGGAUGGCCUUGGGGCCCAUGUUACUGUGGCGGGCAAGUCCAAUGCGUUCUGUGUUAUGGGAGACCCGUUUGCGACGGCUGGAGCGGUUGUGGAGAAACUCAACCAGGCUGCUCAAUCAUGUAAAUACUAAUAAUAAGACUCUGUUUGGUAUCCAGCCAAGUUAAAUCCAAUAAUAAAUAACUGUUGUUUCA
Rubroshorea leprosula is the source of this 972-nucleotide messenger RNA. The record is from the annotation of a GenBank genome assembly. Lineage: Eukaryota; Viridiplantae; Streptophyta; Magnoliopsida; Malvales; Dipterocarpaceae.